Messenger RNA from Drosophila subpulchrella, 4411 nucleotides. It is a transcript of the gene mub, whose product is annotated as poly(rC)-binding protein 3. Gene Ontology annotation, molecular function: mRNA binding. NCBI's taxonomy places the organism in Eukaryota, Metazoa, Arthropoda, Insecta, Diptera, Drosophilidae. The record is from RefSeq and is a predicted model, not a curated record. Gene Ontology annotation, biological process: regulation of RNA metabolic process; regulation of gene expression. The coding region runs from base 954 to 2723 and encodes 589 amino acids. The transcript has 12 exons. Gene Ontology annotation, cellular component: cytoplasm; nucleus.
UGUGUGUUUCUUGUGCAGUGUGUGCGCUUCUGGCAUCCAUCAAUCAGCCGACCGAAUUCGACGAAAGGAGAUAAACCAGAAAUUACCGAAAAAUUACCAAAACUCUUCCCGUUUUCCCCCGAUUUUCGACCGAUAACAGCGGAUCAAGUGCACCAUCCAAAACGCCGCUUACUUCAGUCGAAAUCCCAAAAGAGGGAAAAAGACAGGCAGAAAGAGAGAGAUAGGGAGAGUGAGUGAGACAGAGAGACGGGGAAAUAACAGUUUCGACAGCUAAUAACAGUCGCUCUAUGCGUGUUUUGCCUCUGUGUUGGUGACUGUACUUUUUGGCGCCCAAAAACAUUACCGCGCAGCAACAAACAAACAAGCAGGAAAACAUUCAAACUAAUUAACCAAAUUUUACCAAAGCGAAAUUUAAAGUAAACUCUGCGCUUCUAAAUAGACGGAUAAAAAGAAUCUAGGACAGCUUUGAAAUCACCCUAGGCGCCCAAUAAAUAUACAUCUCUAAAUGCAUCAGCUAAGCAACAGUAUUUUUGCUCAACAAUAAAUUUACGAUAACUCUCAAGGCAGAAAAAUAGAAGAAAUAUUUUGAUAGCCGUGAUUAUUUGUUGCAUUUGAAUAAAAACCACUGAAGAUACGAGCAGCAAAGAGAACGCAGCGAGCUUAAGCCAACAACGUAGUACGACUAGCAAAAGACACCACCAAUUUAAUUUUAUCUAGAAAACCAUACAAUACCGCAAGCAAAGUAGCCAAAAUCUCUAUAUGUAUAGUACGUGUAUUGGUCAUUUAUGAUUGAUAUAUAGCAAAGUUAUAUUUACAAACCCACAACAUAACCGGAAGGGGAGCCCAGAAAAGACAGACAAAACCACUGCUGCGAUACAGACCGCUGAAUACGGUCAGAUCCAGAUACAUUUUCAUCUAAACCGAGUUAAGACAAAGGCAGCAAAAUAGAUACCAUGGAAGACAAUAACACGAGCAGCAGUGCGGGCGGUGCGUCCAUCAAACACGAGGAUCCAUCGGUGACACUCACAAUAAGGCUGAUUAUGCAAGGAAAGGAAGUUGGUAGUAUUAUUGGUAAAAAGGGUGAAAUUGUCAACAGAUUUCGUGAAGAGUCUGGUGCCAAAAUCAACAUUUCGGACGGCUCAUGCCCGGAACGUAUUGUGACUGUGUCUGGUACAACUAACGCAAUCUUUUCGGCAUUUACGCUCAUUACAAAGAAGUUCGAAGAGUGGUGCUCGCAGUUCAAUGAUGUAGGCAAAGUUGGCAAAACUCAAAUACCCAUUCGAUUGAUUGUGCCCGCCAGUCAAUGUGGAUCGUUAAUUGGCAAGAGUGGUUCAAAGAUCAAGGAGAUUCGCCAGACCACAGGCUGCUCCAUCCAGGUGGCCAGUGAAAUGCUGCCCAAUUCGACAGAGCGGGCGGUUACCUUGAGCGGCAGUGCCGAGCAGAUCACCCAGUGCAUCUAUCAGAUAUGUCUUGUCAUGUUGGAGUCCCCGCCACGCGGUGCUACCAUCCCGUACCGACCAAAACCGCAGGUGACUGGCCCCGUCAUUCUGGCCAAUGGACAGGCCUUCACCAUUCAAGGAAACUACGCAGUGCCCACACAAGAGACCUGUCCAGUAUUUCCACUUGCCCUGGCUACCGGCGGUCUACAUGCUGGUAUCUCAGGCUUGGCGGAUCCUUUGUUAAAGGGGGCACAUUUACAAGGAGCGAUACCAGCACACCACCAUCACCUACAGCAAAUGCCCGAUGUGGCCAAGAACCCGCUGGCCAGUCUGGCUGCCUUAGGCCUGGCUGGGAUGAAUCCGGCCAGCACUGGGGGCAUCAACCACACAGGCUCUGCCCCAGCAGCCUUGGCUGCACUGGCCGGGUCGCAACUGCGUACAGCGAAUCCCGCGAACCGAGCCCAGCAGCAGCAGCACGAGAUGACCGUCUCAAACGACCUGAUCGGCUGCAUCAUCGGCAAGGGUGGCACCAAGAUCGCCGAGAUCCGCCAGAUCUCCGGCGCCAUGAUCCGGAUCUCCAACUGCGAGGAGCGCGAGGGCGGCAACACCGACCGGACCAUCACCAUCAGCGGCAAUCCGGACUCGGUGGCUCUGGCCCAAUACUUAAUCAAUAUGAGUGUUGAGCUGCAGAAGGCCAAUCUCUUGGAGCAAGCCCAGGCCCAGCAGAACGGAGGUGCUGCCGCAGCUCCCGGAGCUGCUGCUGCCGGAGUGGCCGCAGUCGCCGGAGCAGCAGCUCCGACCGCCGGCACGAACGGAGCCAUCCCGACGGUGGCCCUCACCGGCGGCACAGGAGUCGUGGGCGCGGGUGGUGGCGCAGGAGCCACCGGGGUGGCCAAUGGCACUGCUCCGGCGACCAACGGCGGUGGCAGCAGCAUCUCCGCCACCGGGUACACCAGUGCCAAUGGCAGCCAGACAACAAACGGAUCGGUCGGAGUGAAUCCGGCAGCGGCCGCCGCCCUGUCCAGUCCUCUGGCCUCGGCUCUGCAGCUGCUGACCAAGCCGGGAGCCCUGAGCGCCCUGUCCAACCUUAGCGCCCUCGAUCUGCUCAACCUGACCACGCUGGGCAACAACAACGGGGCCGGUGGCACUCCGGGCGGACCGCCGGUGCAGACGACGGGCGUGAACCGCGCCAAGGGCCACUAUGCCACCUCCCGGUUCCGGCAGCACCAGACGGAGAGCGGCGGCGAGGCGGAGAAGCCGCGCAACAAGUUCAAUCCGUACUAGGAUUAGGGCUGCAGCUGCAUCAGCCGGAGAGCAGUGGAGAUAUAGUCGCUUAGUUUUAUAGGAUUUCCAUGAUAGCGUUGCGAAAGCUUUAGACUUUAGAUUCUUGAAGAAGAAGAAGCAAAAUUGUAAAAAAUUCGCUUUAAACUUAUGUGGCAUGCGUACAACAAGCUACGAACGUAUUCAUAUUGUAUUCAGAUUCGUAUUCGAAGUUUCAAGACAAUUUUUACAUCUAGUUAAAGCACAGUAUCCAAGUAAUUGAUAAACAGACCCUAUGCAAUAUUUAUCAAUGUUUUUGAAAAACAAACUAACCAGCAACAAUAAGCAGUCACACUUAGAUCGGCCGUAUAGGGCAGCUAGAGAUUAAUCGAUCAGAAUCCGAAAUCAGAAUCAAGCACUUAAACAAUAUUGUGUAUCGAAUAUAUAAGGACAGGGUUAUUUGUGUAAGGCCCGAUCGAGAUAUUUUGACCAAGUGACCAAGGACCCUAGCGGGCGCUAUAGAUUUUGGACCCUAAACUUUUGAUAAACGCCUACUAACAUAUAUACAUGGGUACAUGAUGAGUGUAUCGUAUAUAACAGAAUUUGCCAAAUUUUAGCGCAUCCCCUAGUAUCGUUCUUCGAAGCUUUAGAUUAGAUUAGAUCGCGUUUAUAGGCGUCGAAUGCCGAAUAUCGAUAUAGAGCAGGUACCGAGCAUUGCGUUAUCCUCAACAGCCAACAAUCUUUCCCCAAUCCAUUCAUUGUAACAUAAAACACGCUCCAAUAUCUUAUAAUUCAUUAUACUCUCUUAGACUGUAAGCACUAAACGUAUUUUUUCCCUAUACAUAUAUAUGAUUAUAUUUAAACAUUAAGCAUAAAGACCCAAAAGCCAUGUGUCGAGAGCAGAAGCAGCAGCAGAGAAAAGUGAAACAGACAGAAUAUGAAAUAAAAGAACCUUCUAUAAGAAGUUUACAAAGAAGAAAUUCCAAUGCGUUGAGACCCCGAUAGGGGAGCAAUGAGAUUCGAGCUCGGAGCGAGGGGGAUCAACGACCUUUAUGGACCAAUUCGCUCUAAUUGACGCAAUCCACGCAAUGAGCGUACAAAAAACCAACUAUUUGAAUAGAAAAACAAGCACACAGAGAAAAUCAUGGAACCGCCAAGAAAAGGUGGCCAGAGAAACAUAUUCAAGGCAUAUGUUCAAUAGGAGGAACAAAAUUUGAAUUAAAUUGAAGAAAAAACGUUAUCAUGUAUUAGACUUUAAGUCUUCGAUUGUUUAUUGAAUUUUAUUUGUUAGUUGUAGCGAUUUUCCCAAACCCAACUUUGUAUUUAUUAUACGAUUGUAAAUUUUUGUUAUUAUUUGUAACCAAAACACUUUUGAAUUGGUCGAAAAUAAUGUUGAAAAGUAUUUGGAAAUUUAAUUUUCUUUACCCUGAAGUACACGGAAUUAUUGUAGCUACUUUAAAGGAUCUUUAUAUGAUUUUCUUAUUAUUAUAUUUACCAGUAGGUUUAAGAAAAAUGACACAUUAUGUAACACUUUAAGCUAAGCGGGCUUACGAUUUUAUAACCAAAUUAUAUUCCUAACUAUUCAUACAUACAUCUACAUACAUACAUACCCACAUACCCGUACAUACAUAUAUGCGAACAUAAUUAUUAUGACUCAUUAACACAACGUAGUUAAACAAGUAAAGGAGUAAUGCAGUAAUGUGAAAAUCUUA